AUGGACGGAAAAACUAUAGGUAUAUUAGGUGGUGGCCAAUUAGGUCGUAUGAUUGUUGAAGCAGCACAUAGAUUGAAUAUUAAAACCAUUAUCUUAGAUGCGCCUAACUCACCAGCUAAGCAGAUUAAUGCAUUGGAUGAACAUGUUAACGGUUCAUUUUCAGACGCAAAGUCUAUCAUGGAAUUAGCCAGAAAAUGUGAUAUUUUAACAGUAGAAAUAGAACAUGUUGAUGCCCACGCAUUACAAGAAGCUAAAAAUAAAUAUGGUGUCGAGAUCUACCCAUUGCCAGAGACCAUCAAGAUGAUCCAAGAUAAAUAUUCGCAGAAAGAACACUUGAUUGAACACGGAAUUGAUGUUACUGAAUCUAUUGAUGUUAAGGAAAAUAACAUCGAAACGUUAUCGGAAGUUGGUAACAAGUUCCAAUAUCCAUUCAUGUUGAAGUCAAGAACUUUAGCAUACGACGGUAGGGGAAAUUACGUAGUCAAGAGUAAGGACCACUUGUCAGAAGCAUUAGAAUAUUUAAAGGAUAGACCAUUGUAUGCGGAAAAAUGGUGCAAGUUUUCCAAGGAAUUAGCUGUCAUGGUCGUAAGAUCUAUUGAAGGGGAGGUUUUCGCGUACCCCACUGUGGAAACAGUCCAUAAGAAUAACAUUUGCGAUGUUGUCUACGCGCCAGCUAGAAUCACUGAUACUUUAUCUGUCAAGGCAUCGAUUUUGGCUAAGAAUGCCGUCAAAUCAUUCCCUGGGUGUGGUAUUUUCGGGGUCGAGAUGUUCUUAUUGUCAAAUGGUGAAUUAUUGAUUAAUGAAAUCGCACCAAGACCUCAUAACUCUGGUCAUUAUACUAUCGAUGCUUGUGUCACAUCACAAUUUGAAGCUCAUGUUAGAGCUGUCGUUGGAUUGCCAAUGCCUAAGGACUUUACCAAGUUUUCCACCACUAACACCAACGCCAUUAUGUUGAAUGUGUUAGGUGACGAUACUGCUAAUAAGGAAUUAGAGAUCUGUCGUAGAGCAUUAGAAACUCCAAAUGCCUCAGUCUAUCUCUAUGGUAAGAGUACUAGACCCCAAAGAAAAAUGGGUCAUAUUAACAUUGUUUCAUCAUCCAUGAAAGACUGUGAAAACAGAUUAGCACACAUCUUAGGUGGCGAAGAAGGAGUAGCCAAGGACCUUGAUGUUUCUGCAGAAAAGCCAUUAGUUGGAAUAAUAAUGGGUUCUGAUUCCGAUUUACCAGUCAUGUCAGUGGGUGCAAAUAUCUUGAAGACUUUCGGGGUACCAUUUGAAGUGACCAUUGUAAGUGCGCACCGUACGCCCCACAGAAUGACUCAAUAUGCUAUCGAGGCCGCCAAGCGUGGUAUCAAGUGUAUUAUUGCCGGUGCCGGUGGUGCUGCUCACUUGCCAGGAAUGGUUGCAGCCAUGACCCCAUUGCCAGUUAUUGGUGUUCCAGUCAAGGGAUCUACCUUGGACGGAGUCGAUUCGUUACACUCGAUUGUGCAAAUGCCAAGGGGUAUUCCAGUCGCUACCGUGGCUAUUAACAACAGUACCAACGCCGCAUUAUUGGCGGUCAGAAUCUUGGGUGCCAUCGACAACAAGUGGUUAAACAAGAUGUCACAGUACAUGGACUCCAUGGAGAGUGAAGUUUUGGCCAAGGCUGACAAGUUGGAGUCGGUGGGCUACGAAAACUACAAGGCGUAA
Messenger RNA from Debaryomyces hansenii CBS767, 1686 nucleotides. RefSeq names its product phosphoribosylaminoimidazole carboxylase (gene ADE2). The record is from RefSeq and is a predicted model, not a curated record. Bases 1 to 1686 code for a protein of 561 amino acids. Lineage: Eukaryota; Fungi; Ascomycota; Pichiomycetes; Serinales; Debaryomycetaceae. Gene Ontology annotation, molecular function: metal ion binding; phosphoribosylaminoimidazole carboxylase activity; ATP binding. Gene Ontology annotation, biological process: 'de novo' IMP biosynthetic process. The transcript has a single exon.